Molecule: messenger RNA, 2752 nt
Organism: Labeo rohita (rohu)
Lineage: Eukaryota; Metazoa; Chordata; Actinopteri; Cypriniformes; Cyprinidae
Gene: ncln
Product: nicalin
Exons: 15
Coding region: 299-2017 (572 amino acids)
Biological process (GO): regulation of signal transduction
Cellular component (GO): endoplasmic reticulum membrane
Source: RefSeq, a predicted model, not a curated record
GAUGGACCCCAACCAACACCAACAAGACCGAGACGGACCAGAUUUCAACAAUUACAAUUGUUUUCUUAACCCCAAAAUCCUUAUUUUGCUAUAUUAAACCAGAUCUGACGGAAAAAGCUAAACGUACAUCAGUAAAAUUGCAGUAUUAUAACAAUACAGGCAGGCGUGUAGGUAUCCGUCGACUUCGCCUGCUUGCAAUUGUCCCCGCGGCUCCUGACAGCUCGAGCGAUCUCCGUCAGUCAUUCAUUCCGCCUUUUCUCGAUUUUUCUCCGUCGGAAUCUACCGAACCGGCUCCAGCAUGUUCGAGGAGGCCAGUGAGGUGUUGGAGAACAUGCUGAAGUGGUCGUUCCCGUUGAGUUUGGUGCUGUUUUUGGUGCUGGUGUGUCCGCUCCGCGCGGAAGCGGCGCAUGAGUUCAGCGUGUACCGCAUGCAGCAGUACGACCUGCAGGGACAAACCUACGGUUCCCGAAAUGCCAUUCUAAACACGGAGGCUCGUACGGUGGAGGCCGAGGUGCUGAGCCGUCGAUGUGUGAUGAUGCGACUCGCCGACUUCUCUUACGAGAAAUAUCAGAAAGCGCUGCGACAGUCAGCGGGAGCCGUGGUCAUCAUACUGCCCCAGAACAUGUCCACUAUGCCGCAGGACAUAGUGCAGCAGUUCAUGGAGCUGGAGCCGGAGCUGUUGGCCACGGAGACCGUCGUGCCCGUGUACUUCGCUCUGGAGGACGAGGAGCUGCUGUCCAUCUACACGCAAACGCAGAUCUCCUCUUCCUCACAGGGGUCGUCUUCAGCGGCUGAAGUGCUGCUGCACACAGCGACAGCUAACGGUUUUCAGAUGGUGACCAGUGGAGCUCAGAGUAAAGCGGUCAGCGACUGGGCCAUAACUAGUCUAGAGGGUCGUCUCACAGGUGCGGGUGGAGAAGAUCUGCCUACUAUUGUCCUAGUGGCUCACUACGACUCUUUCGGAGUUGCUCCAUGGCUGUCGUAUGGCGCAGACUCGAAUGGGAGCGGCGUCGCCAUACUCCUGGAGCUCGCGCGGCUGUUUUCUAGACUUUACUCCUACAAACGCACUCAUGCAGGAUACAACCUGCUGUUUUUCCUGUCGGGAGGCGGCAAGUUUAACUACCAAGGCACGAAACGCUGGCUGGAGGACAACCUGGAUCACACAGAUUCCAGUCUGCUCCAGGACAACGUGGCGUUUGUUUUGUGUCUGGACACGCUGGGUAACGGCGACGAUAUUUACCUCCACGUGUCCAAGCCGCCAAAAGAGGGAAGCCCACAGCACACCCUGCUCAAAGAACUAGAGACUGUUGUGGCUGAUCAGCACCCCGACCUGAAGUUCUCCAUGGUCCACAAGAAGAUCAACCUGGCCGACGACACCCUGGCGUGGGAGCACGAGCGCUUCGGCAUCCGCCGCCUGCCCGCCUUCACCCUGUCCCACCUGGAGAGCCACCGCAGCCCCGCGCGCCACUCCAUCAUGGACAUGCGGUCAGUGUCGUCCUCUCUGGAGGGGGCGGGAGAGGCCACCGCUGGGCCUCACGUGGAUCUGACGAAGCUCGGUCGCAACACUAAAGUCAUCGCCGAAACGCUGGCCAGAGUCAUAUACAACCUGACAGAUAAGGGUGUCGGCGGAGACCUGGAGAUUUUCACUGAACAGAUGCAGGUGCAGGAGGAUCAGCUGGCGUCGCUGGUGGACUGGCUGACGGCCCAACCGCGAGCCGCCCAGCUGGUGGACAAAGACAGCAGCGUCGUCAACACGCUGGAGUAUCACCUGAACCGCUAUCUGAAGGACGUCAAAAGGCAUCUGGUCCGAGCCGAUAAGAGGGACCCUGAGUUUGUGUUUUAUGAUCAACUCAAGCAGACCAUGAACGCUUAUAGGGUAAAACCAGCCAUCUUCGACCUGCUGUUAGCCGUCUGCAUCGCGUCUUAUCUGGGAGUGCUGUAUUUGGCCGUCCAGAAUUUCGGUCUCCUGUACGGAUUCCUGCGUCGAGUCACGGCUCCUCGGGUCAAACAGCACUAACCUUUGACCGUCUCUUCACCCACCUGCAAUACGAGGGGCCGCCGGGGUCUCAGCAGAGCCAAGAGUGUGUUUGCUUUCUUUAUUUCACUAGUUUGAUUAAUUUACUGAUUUCCAUGCCAAGAGUUUCAUCCACUACAUCUCCGCUAGCCUUCAAGUCUUCCUUGUCUCAGCGUUGCCUCAUAUCCCCGAGUCCUUAAAAAUACAAUCCGCAAUUGUGCGAACAGAGUCAAUUUCAAUUUAAACCGCAAUUUCGGAUUGUACUUCUAGGCAGUGUUUCCUGAAAGCCUUUCCUCGUGUGGUUAUUCUUCACUGGCAGCUACUACAAAGUGGGCCAAAGUCGUUGCUGGUUUGUCUGUCGACAAGUCCGUCGACGCUCCUCAAUCUCGAACUGCUGAUUCUCCUCGGAGCGAGUAUUAUGUAUAUCGAUUAUGUGAUGUUUGGAAACCUGGCAUUUCAUGUUUUGCAUUUGCAUUGAUUCUUUAAUCCUAACAUUUUUUUCUCAAAAGACUAGCAUUAAUUCCAAGAUUCGAGACGUUUUGCAACUCCAAUUUCUUUAUUCAGCCCUACUUUUGACAUCCGUUGUUCACUUCUGCUUUCGCUACUUAUAGGGAAGCAGUGUGGUACAAAUUUGCUGUUAUUUAUGGAAGCUGAUAUGCUUCGACAUGCACUGAUUUUGUUUGGUUUUUCUCCAAUCAGAGGUACAUAAAAGGACAAAAAAUAAAGGUUUUUGUUGAA